Molecule: messenger RNA, 1252 nt
Organism: Vanrija pseudolonga
Lineage: Eukaryota; Fungi; Basidiomycota; Tremellomycetes; Trichosporonales; Trichosporonaceae
Gene: Polr3e
Product: DNA-directed RNA polymerase III subunit RPC5
Exons: 3
Coding region: 12-1184 (390 amino acids)
Biological process (GO): tRNA transcription by RNA polymerase III
Cellular component (GO): nucleus; RNA polymerase III complex
Source: RefSeq, a predicted model, not a curated record
GCCCGUUUCAAAUGAAAAUGUUAUGUUUGGCCAACCUCCACUGUCGAGAAAUCUUUGAGCCGUCCUCCACUUCUGUCGUCACUCAACUCGUUGACAACUUUGAUCCGCAUCCUCUCGACUCCAACCUCACCUCCCCCGCCAUGUCCCGAGUCGCGCGCGGAGAAUUCACAGAGGUCGCCGACUCGAUCCUCGAGUCCCCCGAGGGGAGCGAGUACGGCGGCGACACGAUCCCCGCCGAGGCCGACGCCGGCGCUCGCGACGCGCCAGGCCCGUCGAGCAUGUACGUGCCGCCGAGACGGGAUCCGCGGCCCGGGUCGCCCGUGUUACCCGACCUGCAGAGCCGCCCAUUCCCGCCCGACCUGGACAUGGACGACGCCGAGGAGGACGAGAUCGUUGCCCGCCUGCCCGUCUACCUCUCGACCGCGAUCAACCCCGCCCUCCAGAUGUUCCAGUACCCCCUGCAGCACCGCUCGCUGUCGGUGCCCCAGUGGGCGGCGGAUCGCGGCAAGCGCAUCACGGCGCGGAUGAAGGAGGGUGUUGGGCGCGUCGAGAUCGAGAUCCCCGUCGACGCCGACCCCAAGGUCUGGCGCGAGGAACGCGCCAAGGAGCUCGACUUUGUGCCCGACGUUGCCAACGGCCACGCUGAAGUCGACGGUGGAUACCGCCGUCCCGAGGAACGUGAGAGGCGGGCCAAGAAGGACAAGGAGCCCAAGUGGGGUGACAAGAUGCGUCUCCGCUCCGAAGCUGUCCCCGUGUCUUCUGCGGCGACGUACUUUUCUGGUAUCAUCCAUGAUGGCGCGCUGCACCUCCAUCCCGUGAGCCGUGUGAGCCAGUUCCGCACUGCGCUCAACUACUUCGACGACCACGACAUCCGCAACCGUGGCGGCACCGUGAGGCGUGAGGACGACGAGGAGAAGAAGAAGGCUGCAGCGCGGCGUGAGCCCCAGCCCAAGAGUAUCGACGAGGAGAAGAACGAUGGGUCAGGCUCGCUCAAGGACUUCCGCAACAAGAUGUGGUCGACGCAGCAGCGCGAAGAGGAGGACAAGUGGGUCCCUUACGAGUUCCACGAGGGCGCCGAGGACGAGAAGGUCAUUGAGAGCCUCGAGCAGCUCCUCCUCCCAGAGGACAGGCGCGAGAUGCUCGAGUGCAAGUCGCGCGGCCUCGACUUCCUAAACCGCGAGUAGUAGGCAUUGUUAUAGACGCGGGUAGACGCAUGUACGCAUAUGUUUUUAGGGUCAGAGUUGAGCAGAUG